GCCUCAGCCCCGGCCCCGGCCUGGCGGCGCGGCUGUGCUUCCGGGGCGGGCUGGCGGCAUGGCGGCGGGCGGCAGCGACCCGCGGGCGGCGGAUGUGGAGGAGGACGCCUCGCAGCUCGUCUUCCCCAAAGAGUUCGAGAGCGCGGAGACUCUGCUGAACUCAGAAGUGCACAUGCUGCUGGAGCAUCGCAAGCAACAGAACGAGAGUGCAGAAGAUGAGCAGGAGCUCUCGGAAGUCUUCAUGAAAACCUUGAACUACACGGCGCGCUUCAGCCGCUUCAAAAACCGCGAAACCAUCGCCAGCGUCCGGAGUUUGCUGCUGCAGAAGAAGCUCCAUAAAUUUGAAUUGGCAUGUUUGGCCAACUUGUGUCCUGAGACAGCUGAGGAAGCGAAAGCUUUGAUUCCCAGCCUGGAGGGCCGCUUUGAAGAUGAGGAACUACAGCAGAUUCUCGAUGACAUUCAGACGAAACGCAGCUUCCAGUAUUGAGGUUGACCCUGAACCCCUUUAUCCAAACAGAAAAAACCAACAGGGAACGUUGUGUCUCAGCCCUCUGGAGCAGUCCAGCUCCCGGCCAUCAAGGGAAGCUGUGGUGUUCCACACCUGUGUCAGUAAGGACGCUGCAUUGCCAAAGACUCCUGAAAAGCAUUUUCCCAGUGGCUCAAGAGUUUGUUUCUUCCAAAUCACUCUUCCCAUUUUGAAAGUUUGCAACAUGUUUCUGGGUUGGUUGUUUUGUUGCAGAAAUGUAGAUGUGAGUUCUUUUUCCUUUGUGAACUAAAAAGAGAUGGAGCAACUUGUCCUGGACUCUGGGGAAGUUUAGAUGGGUGGCAUCAGCUUCUGUGCUGGUUUUUUUUGUCUGUUUUUUUAAAAUUGGUUGAUGAAGACAGUGGAUUUUCACAUGUUCAGUACCUUCCUGUCAUUGUUUAGUGUAAAUAAAAUGAUAUUUCUAAUUAA
This is a messenger RNA of Colius striatus (speckled mousebird), 952 nucleotides long. RefSeq names its product RNA polymerase II subunit D (gene POLR2D). The transcript has 4 exons. Gene Ontology annotation, cellular component: RNA polymerase II, core complex; P-body. The record is from RefSeq and is a predicted model, not a curated record. The coding region runs from base 59 to 487 and encodes 142 amino acids. Lineage: Eukaryota; Metazoa; Chordata; Aves; Coliiformes; Coliidae. Gene Ontology annotation, molecular function: translation initiation factor binding; nucleotide binding. Gene Ontology annotation, biological process: transcription initiation at RNA polymerase II promoter; nuclear-transcribed mRNA catabolic process, deadenylation-dependent decay; positive regulation of translational initiation.